AUGCAAUCGCAGCAGCCGCAACGUCCGCAACAUCCGCAACAACAGCAACCCCCAGAACACCCGGAACAACAGCAACAACAAAAACUGCAACAACAAAAACUACAACAACGCUCUCGCUCAAUGCAUCAUGGGCAACUUGAUUUAAAACAGACAGCAAAGUUAUGCGCUGGAUACUUUUGGUGUGGUGUAAAGGAUGCUUUUGCCUGGCCCUCAAGCUUAAUUAUCAUUUAUGGGUCAACAACAAUACGAACUCGCGCUUUAAAAUCGCGAGAUAACGUUGCGAGUUCUAGUGAUAAUGACGAGAUGAUAAUACCGACAUCAACAAAAACCUUUUUUGAUUCGUUUGUAAUCUUGGCAUAUCAGCUUCUAUGGGUCUAUCCGAUCUUUUUGCUUAGUUUUUUUUUUAAUGCUAUGUGGUAUCAACAGAUUGCAGACCGUGCUUACACAUUACAAUAUGAUAAAUCUCCGAAUCCGCAGUUGACCUACACUCGGUAUAAAUGGAUAAACAAAGGCUGGUCUCUAGAACAGAGAAUAAGCUAUUUUGAAGAGAGAUGGGCUUAUUUUGCAGGGUUUGGAUUUUUAUUUACUUUGGUGACAUUUUUUGCUAAUCAGUUUUUGAGUGCGGGAAUAUUCGCAGUGACAUUUCCAAUCUAUAUCAUCAUGGCAAACAAUGCACUUCCAAUGCCACGAAAAAAUGAAAGUGCUAGAUUUUCGGCAUACAUUCCAUAUCGUAUUCGAAUAUUUUGGCUAGCGAGAAAAUUAAAUGAUCGUCUUAUUAAAUGCCUCCCUGGACAACGAAGAAGACAUGGGCAACAACGCUGA
Ambispora gerdemannii is the source of this 822-nucleotide messenger RNA. The record is from the annotation of a GenBank genome assembly. NCBI's taxonomy places the organism in Eukaryota, Fungi, Glomeromycota, Glomeromycetes, Archaeosporales, Ambisporaceae.